Molecule: messenger RNA, 3952 nt
Organism: Acanthopagrus latus (yellowfin seabream)
Lineage: Eukaryota; Metazoa; Chordata; Actinopteri; Spariformes; Sparidae
Gene: bag3
Product: BCL2 associated athanogene 3
Exons: 4
Coding region: 760-2565 (601 amino acids)
Biological process (GO): protein stabilization; muscle cell cellular homeostasis; negative regulation of striated muscle cell apoptotic process
Cellular component (GO): nucleus; cytosol; cytoplasm
Molecular function (GO): protein-folding chaperone binding; adenyl-nucleotide exchange factor activity
Source: RefSeq, a predicted model, not a curated record
UGGGAUACAUAACACAGGUUGUGCUAUUGUCAAUCUUCUCACUAUUUAUAGGUCUGCAGCCAAGGAAGGAUGAGGGUUUUUUUUUUAAUUUACUAGUAUUUAUCUCAUAGCAUGAGGCUGAAUUGGAGUAGUCCUGUGAUUAAGGAGGAUCUGUCAGCAGAGCUAUCACUGUGCCCACACUGAAUCACACCACCACAGUUGCGUAAUUGUGUACCAAAUCACAGCAAACCCAGACUGAGUUCCCUUGGACAAGAUUCCUCAUGUGGGAAGUCUUAGUACAUCUAUUUGGAGAGCCUUUUAUUGUGAAAAAUCUCGGGAUUCCCUUCGUCGAAUACACAGCAGGGUGGUGGCUGGCUGGGGGUUCAGGGAAGCACAGGUGUCACUGAGGGGCGGGAGGGAGCCCAGGAAAUCCGAGGAAUCUCACGGGGUGAAGACUUCCCAGACAGCAAAGGAGAAUGUGAGUGAUGUGAAGCAGCAGCAUUGAGAGAGAGAGAGAGAGAGAGAGAGGGAAAAAAAAACAACGAACAAAAAAAAAAACUAUGGGCUCCGGUGGGAAAAAAAUACAAUGAAGUACAGACGUGUGCUAUGUGUCAACGCUGGAUUGGGGAGGGGGAUCUGCGACAUAACAGGUUUGGGAACCCAUGCCACCGUAUCCAGCGCCGUCCGCCCCCAGCAUUAACCCUGCUAUUUCGAGAAACUUCCAGCCCACUUUUCCACGUCACUUCAAGGAAUCUUUAAAGCGUCCGUCGCCUGUAUAAAAUGUUUCAGUACUCGACAGCCAGCAGCAACAUGAACGGCGUGAAGACGCAGUCGCCGAUACUGACCAUGGCCAACAAUGACAACGACCCUCUCCCCCUCGGAUGGGAAGUCAAAAUUGACCCUCAGACCGGAUGGCCCUUCUUUGUGGAUCACAAUAACCGCACGACAACCUGGAAUGACCCGAGACACGACACGAAAAAGGUCAGAGAAGUGUCAGCAAAUGGGCCCAACAUACCACCAGAGCCAAGCCCUCAGGAGACGCAAAAGACCUUUGUGAGGGAGAUGAAGCACCCCAUUCUUCGUCCAGGUUAUGUUCCCAUCCCUGUCUUUCACGAGGGCGCGGAACUGAGGCAGCAACAGCAUCCAUGUUAUUCUUACAUCCAGCCAAGCACAGCACAAAAUAUCCGGACAGACGGGCGCACACCUUCCCCCACGACAGGGCUCCACUGCAGGCCUAGAUCACCCUUACACGGCCCUUCAGACAGCUGCUCCACUGAGCCUGGAAAGGCCAGCUCGCCUGUUACACAGACAGCAGAGGUUUACACUGUCCCGCAUCAUCAACCACCACGGCCCAGCAGUACUAGUCUUCAAGCAGGUUACAUCCCCAUCCCGGUGAUCCAUGAGGGUGGAGGAGGCCAAACACAGACACAGGCUCAGUUAAAUCCCUCUGUCUACUCUCAGCGCGUCCCCUACUCAGAGCACCAGCAGCCUUUCCAUCGCAUUCAGACAGAGGAAUGGCCGGGCUACUCUGCUGCAAUUCAGACUCCUCGGGAAAGGGCUUCUCCGAUACUGCUUCCCCAGCAUCGUGAAUCUAUUCACCUCCCACCUCAUAUUAGAAGCCAGUCGCCUAUUGUAACGCAGGUGCUGGGAGAGAGGCCCCAGGCUCAGCAGCAUAUCCUUACAAGAGAGCUGCCCCAGAAAAUUGAGCAGGAACAACAGAGCACUCAGCAGAAACCAGAGACGACUCAACUCUCCCAGUCAUUGCACACAGAAGCUGAUGUCCCAAAGCCUCAACAACCUCAACAGUUCCAACAGACUCCACCUCAGCAACCUCAACAGUAUCAGCAACCUCAACAGUAUCAGCAACCCCAACAGUAUCAGCAACCCCAACAGUAUCAGCAACCUCAACAGUAUCAGCAACCCCAACAGUAUCAGCAGUCACAACAGUUUCAGCAACCCCAACAAUAUCAGCAGCCACAACAGUAUCAGCAACCCCAACAGUUCCAGCAGGCAUCAACUCCAACAUCUCCACAGCCUCAGCACCCUGAACAGUUAAUGCAGUCGCAGCAACAGUUCCCGCAGCCCCAGAAACCAGAGCAACCACAACAGCACACUGCAGACAUCACAGUUCAAAUACCUCCAAGACCAGAGGCCCAGGACAUGCCAGCCGCUCCCCCAGAGGUCCCGCCUGUAAAGGUAGAGGCUGAACAGGCUGCUCAGUGUCCGAUCCACCCAGGCUUGGCUAAGGUACAGCAGAUAGUCGGGCGGGUUGCUAAACUGGAGCAGGAGGUGAAAUGUUUCGAUGGGAAGAAGAAUGAUAAGAAAUAUUUGUUACUGGAGGAGCUGCUGACCAAAGAGCUUUUAGCACUGGACUCAGUCGACCCAGAGGGUCGUGUAGAUGUGCGGCAGGCGAGACGGGAUGGAGUCCGUCGCGUUCAGACCAUACUGGAAGAUCUGGAGCAACUGGAGGAGCAGCCAGCCAGGCCCGCCAGCGAGACCACAAUGGAGGGAGACAACUUGACACAGAAAGGAGAGCCCAGCAUGAUCACCAAGGAGAAUGUUGAGCUUGCAAAGGAGAUAUCAUAAUGACCGCACACUUCAUCAUGAAGAUGAGAGAAGGAUAAGCUGCUGUAUAUUUGAUAGUGAACAAGUCUGCUCCGGCUCACUCUCCUCGUCCUCUAUCUACAGCAUUUGUGGAAGCUGCAUGCAUUGAUUAACAGUGUUGGUAUUUCCUGCCAUUCAGCACAUUGAUGAUAGCUCAGUGCAAUCAUGUUUUUCAAGCCGCUGUUGUUGCCUUCUAUGUUGUGCCGAUGUCUCCAUAAUACGACAGCUGUCAUGAUCGAGGUGUUGACAACAAUUUCUAGUUAAUGAAAGUUUGAAUAAGAGGCCUUUAUCAACAAAUGGAAGAAAAGAAUAAGUAUUUUCUUAAGAAAUGUUACGUGUAGUUGCCUUUUGUCUUGAUCAAAUGUUAUAUGAAGCUUUUCUUAAUCCAGCCAGCACAUCCGUUAGUACAAGAGUGCAAACAUUGGGGCUUUAAAGCUGAACUCAGUCAACAGAAAAAGCAUUUUCCCCUUUAUAGCCACAUGGCCAUGCUGGAGCUGCUUUGUCACAGAACACAGUGAAUAUCUUUAUUAGAUGCUGCUUUUUGGUGCAUUACUGAUUUUGCCGUCUUUGCACUUUGCCAUCAUUGAAAUGUAUCAUGCUGAAGGAUCAGCGGCACUUCAUUUGAAAUAUAUAAGUUACACGAGUUUUGAUUGAUGUGUUUUGAGUGUUUGUAUGUGCAUUGGUUUACUUGUUAUUUCAAAGAAUUAUAUCAGUAUUUAUAUAAUUAUAUAGUAUUUUGGUACAUUUAUGAAUGUGUAAUGACAAACAGAGGUGAGACGUUUGUCUUUCUUCGAGAUGUGAGACAAUCAGCACUUGGUGCUAUUAAGGAAUCACAGAUUAAGAUUGUAAUAACUUUCUUGUAUGACUACCACGGCCACAAUCUGUAAUAACACAAAAACAGACUAAAAGCCUAAAAAAUGCAAACUGUGUAAAGACUAUCAAAUAAACAGGUGAAAUUUAAAGGGAAUGUCCAUCUUUGAAAUGGCUCACAACAUAUUUAUAAGAGUACCCUAAUUGUUUGUGUAGUAAUUUGUCACUAUAACACAAUCAUCAGCUAUCUGUAAGGUAGGGUCACUGUCUAACACCUUUUCAAAUUAUGGAUUGUGGCUUAAUGUUGAUCACAGUUUAUGAGUAGCAGGUUGACGCAUUGUUGAAAGCAAGUCACGUUGGUACGGUUGAAAAUAAAAUGUAUUUGACACUAAUUUUGACUAAUAUGUUGGUUUCCAGUUAUUUUGCGAAGAUGUUUGAGACUGAUGUUUUUAUAUGAAGAACCAUGUUUGUAACUCUGACUACUCUCUCUUCUUUACCUUCUCUUUGUAGAGCAUUAGGUUUAAUAACAUUGCCAUCUACAAUAAAUGAAUAAACGAGA